AUGGAUGAAUCAAAUAAAGACUAUUACGGAACCUUGAUCCUGGAUGUGGAGAAUGAGAUUUGGAGAACUGAUAGGAAAAGCCCAUACAGACCUAAAGAAAUUAAUGUCAAUGCAAUAAAUUCCUCUUUUUAUCGGCAGCCGUUGGAUCAAAUGUUGGAGGCAGACAAGAACGAUGCAUUAAAGAAAGCUCUGACUUGUGGUGAUGUAUCGUUGAUUGAAGAACUCUUAAAUUCAGGUAUAAGCAUAGAAUCUAAGUUUCAGUUUGGAUGGACUCCCCUGAUGUAUGCUGCCAGCGUGGCUGAUGUUGCAGUAGUGCGUCUUCUCCUGGACAGAGGAGCUAAUGCAAGCUUUGAAAUAGAUAAGUACACUGUGCUGAUGGCAGCAUGUACUGCACAUGCUUCAGAGGAAAAAAUUUUGAAGACUGUAGAACUACUUCUGUCAAGGAAUGCUGACCCUAAACUUGCUUGCAGGAGACAAAUGACUCCACUGAUGUAUGCAGCUAGAAAAGGCUAUCCUCAGGUUGUUGCUCUUCUUGUUGCUCAUGGAUCACACAUAAAUGCUCAAGAUGAAAAUGGAUAUUCAGCAUUAACAUGGGCAGCACGCCAUGGACAUAAAAAUGUAAUUUUUAAGUUGCUUGAGCUUGGAGCUGACAAAAAUCUACAGACUAAGGAUGAGAAAACAGCAGCAGACCUGGCAAAAAUCAAUAAACAUUCAGAGAUUUAUAGUUUACUUUCUUUGACUGCACAUCACUUGCAAGGGAGAUACCAUGAAAUGAUUAAGACAGAGGCUAUCUACAAAUUUUUGACAACUGUCCCUGACCACAGAGUUGGUUCCUAUUCAGCUUUUGAUGACAUGGAAGUGUUUUUACAUGGUCUUGGUCUAGAACACAUAAUAGGAUUAUUAAAGGAAAGAGAUAUAGCUUUAAGACAACUUUUGGUCAUGAAAAAAGAUGAGCUAAUACAGAUUGGCAUUACAGAUCCCAGAGACCAGCAGAAACUCCUGGAUGCUAUUAAUGAGCUACAAGUUGAAGAAAUAAGAAUUAGAGACCUCCCUGAAGUGAUGAAGCUGGAAUUCAGUGGAGAUGAAUUCCUCAAGUUUCUUCAGAAGUUGAAUAAAGAGUGUGGUAACCUGACCGUUCCUGUGCAGACCAUAAAUAAGCAUUUGCUCACAAAUUCUCACAAGAUAGUACUGGAGUGGGCACCAGCUGAAAGUUUUACUGAAGUUUGCAAAGACUUGGUUUGCAAUGUUGAAAAGCUGGGAAAAGAAGUUACCAAACUGAAGAACCUCAUGGAAAAGAGGGAACAGAAGAAUGACCCCAGCCGAGUGGAAUUUCCAGAAAAAGCACCUACCUUGGAAAACAGAUUAGUAAAAAUGGGAGUGGUAACAUUGUUUGGAUUUGGUUUUUUCUUCUUUAUGACUAAGUUAGCCAUAAAGAAAACCCAACUUUAAAUUUUGUGUUAUGAAUAAUUUUGGAAAACUUGUUCGCGUUAUGCUUCUAUCCAGUAUAUGGAGCUAUGCGCUGGUUUGUGUGAAAACGACUACUUUCUCUUCAUUCUUGUGAUAUUUACAUCCAGUAAGUACAUUUAAUACAGAAAUAAAUUAAUUAAAAAUUGCUUAUUUGAACAUAUCUUAAGGUUUUGUUUUCAAAAUUACUUUUGGCUUAGCGUGUAGGUAUAAAAAUCUUGUGUCAAGGCUGCUUUUUUUGGUACACAAAGCUGUAAUUAUUGCUUACUUACUGAUUACUAGUUUCAUUGUGAGCUUUAGCUUUUAUUCAUUAAGGUGAACAUGAGCAAGUAAUGCUGAUUAUAUUGCAUGUCUGUAUUUAAAAUGAUGCUGCAAUUUUUUCCUUGAAAUAUCGUAAAGUAUCUCACACAGUUUCAUGUUGAACGUCUGUUGUAGUAUAGAUUCAUAUGAAAAACUUUCAGGUGUACUUUUGUUUUGUCACAACUACAGGACUGUGGAGAUCUUCUUAAACAUUACCAAAAAAGUAAUUCCCUACUGAACUAUGCCAUUCAAAUCAUGCCGGAGAUCUGUUUCCUCAGGGAAACUUGCUUCUUUUAACAGUUUUAAGGAUUGUAGAUGAAAUGAUGUUUACAAUUACAAAAAUGCAAGCAACUUAGAAGACAAAGCAGCUGGUUUCUUCUUAGCCUGGCCUUUCACUACAGCAGCCUGAUGUUUAGAGCAAAUUUUUCUUAAUAUUUCUCCAUUUAUGAAGAUGUUUACAAUUGUGCCGUGAAACACUAAUAUCUGUAUUUCACCUGGUUACCAGUUCCCUUUCUUCCUAUGUAGCUUCUUUGGUAUAAAUAAUACAAAUCAUGGCUGUAUUUUUCAAGCUUCCGUUAAAAUCUGCAGAAAUGCUGAGAGUUUGCGAAGGGACAUUCUUCUAUCUCAAAGUAAAACAGAAGCAGGCAAAAAAAAAAAAAAAA
This is a messenger RNA of Struthio camelus australis, 2426 nucleotides long. The record is from RefSeq and is a predicted model, not a curated record. NCBI's taxonomy places the organism in Eukaryota, Metazoa, Chordata, Aves, Struthioniformes, Struthionidae.